Sesamum indicum (sesame) is the source of this 2110-nucleotide messenger RNA. RefSeq names its product putative E3 ubiquitin-protein ligase ZFP1. NCBI's taxonomy places the organism in Eukaryota, Viridiplantae, Streptophyta, Magnoliopsida, Lamiales, Pedaliaceae. The record is from RefSeq and is a predicted model, not a curated record. Gene Ontology annotation, cellular component: nucleus. Gene Ontology annotation, molecular function: ubiquitin protein ligase activity.
UUUCUCCUUCAUUUUCAUGCUUCAAUUUGGUUAAGUUUUCGGAUAAUUCUGAUCAAGUGUUCUUUUAAAGAAUUAUAAUUUUCUUUCUUUUUAAUUUUUCUUGGAUUUUUUUUUAUUAUUAUUUUCGGGCUUUGUUUUGAAGCACAUAUUCGUACAUGCAAUACAUACAUUGCUCUUUUAAGGACAUAAUCUUGGAGUCAGAAGUAAUUUAAUUGAAUUUGCUGCUGGUGAGUUCAAAGGUUGAAACUUGCAAAAGCUUGGAGCUUUUUCAUGAUAAAGAGGCAUCUUAUUCAUCAUGGGUCACCGGAACAUUCAGUUCACUGGUCAUAUGAUUGAUAUGGAAACAGAUCAGCAGGGUCAUAGCCAUCUACAUCCUGAUCCAUGCAUCUUUUAUGGGAAUGUGGCAAAUUUCCCUCAGCCUAAUGUCCACUCGGUGGUUCCUGCACCAGGAAACCAAUGUAAUUUUAACUUUCAUCCUAUGCCAGAUCGUCAUGAUGGUGCCUUAUUUUAUGGUAUGCCACCAUACAACGCCGUCCAGCCUCAACAUCAAGCAGCAAAUCUUGAUCUAGCUGUUGCUGCACCAUCUGGGCAUUUUAAUCCAUAUCUGGCCCCCCCAUCUGGUAUUAGAGAUUUCCCUGUUCAAGUAAAUCACAGGGGACAUGAUCAGUUGUCGCUUUCAACCACUCAGGCAAUCAUUGGUAUUCCUACAGACAGUUACUGCAGAAACAUACCCUAUAUAGAUGGUGUGAGAGGAUCAUUUAAGAGAAAGAACGCAGAGGGGCCUCGUUCGAGUUUCCAGUUUCAAAAUGCUUCGGCUGGCACUAGUUCUUCGAUUGGCCCUAUUACUGCUCGGCCAGCAGAACUUGACAGUACGCAGAAUGCUGCUUCUUUUCUGCCACCCGAAUAUGGUCAGAAUGACCCAGCAGUGAUUGUCGAAAGCGGAUCUAUCAGAAGUACGAGGGACAGGACCAGUAUGAUCGGAUCUGAGUCUGUUCUUGCACAUAAUGCUAGUCAUUUGAUGCAAGGAAAUUAUGUUGCUCCACCUGUUCAGUUGCCUGGGAACCCUUGGUUGGAUAUGCAUUUUAGUGCAAACAAUGGUGAUAUUGGCACUUUUGCAUGGGUUCCGGCUCCUAAUUUGCCCCAUGUACAUGCUGGUUUUCUUCAUACAUCUAUUGCUCAAGGCCAUCCCAGUCCUCAUCACCCAACUCCACCUAUCCAAGGGAUGAGAGGAUACAAUGUCAACUAUCCAUCAGAAUUGGCGACAUCCUCACGCAGAAUACCAACGAUUAUAUCUUCAAAUACUGGCAUCAGGCCUUUCCAGGAUGUUGGAGAUGCGGGCCCUACAUUUCGGGCGCCUAUACCACCAACCAAUGUUCGGUUGUACAGGCCUCAUCGACGGGAAAUCAUACUCGAUGCAAAUGCAAGGCACCGCAACUUUUCGCACUUGAGAAUUUUGCCAGAAGAUGAAGUUGCUAUCCUUGAGAUUCCCCGGUAUCACGAAGCAGGAGAUUCCAUUGAUCAGCACAGAGAUAUGCGUUUGGAUAUAGAUCACAUGUCUUAUGAGGAACUUCUUGCAUUGGGAGAACAGAUAGGCAGUGUCGGUACUGGAUUGUCUGAGGAAUUCAUCCAAAAUAACCUGAAAACAAGAACUUUUACCUCGUCCCCAGCUUCCGUGAAUCUUGAAGACCCAACUUGCCAUGAUCAGCAGAAAAUCAAUUUCUGUGUUGUGUGCCAGACUGAUUACAAGUAUGAAGAAAACAUCGGAACUCUUGAUUGCGGACAUGAAUAUCACGGAGAAUGCAUAAAGAAGUGGCUCCUUGUGAAGAAUACUUGCCCUGUAUGCAAAUCCACAGCCUUGAGCGGCAAGGGGAAGGAUUUGUGAGUAGAGGGCUGUUGUGAGAAAAAUUAAAACCCCUUUACCUUUUGGUUCUCUGACUAAUUAUUAUUAAGCAACGAGAGAACUUUCUCUUCGUGUAUUAUAAUUAUGUAUAUACAUGCAGAUAUAUGUAUGGCUGCUGAAACAUUUCUUGGCCUUGCAUCUGCCUCUCAAUUUGUACAGACUGGUUCGUUUGUUCUGUUAUGGAUGAAUGAAUUCUCUGGUUAAAGUGCU